Molecule: messenger RNA, 1192 nt
Organism: Ipomoea nil (Japanese morning glory)
Lineage: Eukaryota; Viridiplantae; Streptophyta; Magnoliopsida; Solanales; Convolvulaceae
Exons: 2
Coding region: 1-1182 (393 amino acids)
Source: RefSeq, a predicted model, not a curated record
AUGAAUUCCAACAAUGGUAAACGCCCUAUUCCAUUUUCUUCUUCAUCCUCAUCUUCAUCCUCACCUUCACCUUCACCCUCACUCUUAUCCCAACAAUCAGAGGAUGAUCUUGAUCUCAAUACUAUAAUACAAUCACAAGAGCAAGCAUUACUAAAUGUAUAUGCUAACAACAACGCUGUCAUGGCUUACUAUAUGGAAACGAUGGCAAAUCAAGCUAGCAACUCAAGGCACGGUGGUUCGGUUCCUGGCCAUAGAGUGAUUCAUCGUGAUCGUGUCGAUGGUGAUAGAAGGUUAUGGGCUGAUUAUUUUUCAGAAAAUCCAAAAUAUAAUGAAACAAUGUUUCGUAGACGAUUUCGAAUGAGUCGAAAUUUGUUUUUACGAAUUGCCAACGCCGUUAAAGAUCAUGACAACUACUUUGUGCAACGGAGAGAUAGAAUUGGAAGGCUAGGCUUGUCUACUUUACAAAAAGUAACAGCAGCCUUUCGAAUUUUGGCUUAUGGAGUACCAGCGGAUGCAACGGAUGAAUACAUUCAAAUUGGAGAAUCAACUGCAAUUGAAAGUGUGAAGAGAUUCUGCCGAGCAAUUGUAGAGAUCUUCGGGGAGCGCUAUCUAAGAGCACCUGAUGCUAAUGACGUUGCAAGGUUGCUUCAAAUUGGCGAGAGUCGUGGUUUUCCUGCAAAUGGUAUAGCACCCCCAGCUCAUUAUGUUAUUCAAGGAGAACAGUACCAUACGGGAUAUUAUUUAGCUGAUGGUAUAUACCCAAAAUGGUCAACCUUGGUACAAACCAUUCAUGAACCUCGAGGGCUAAAGAAAAAGUUAUUUGCAACGAUGCAAGAAGCAUGUAGAAAAGAUGUCGAACGCGCAUUUGGGGUCCUCCAGUCACGAUUUGCAAUAGUCAAGGGACCGGCACGUUUUUGGGAUAAACGUGUAUUACAUGAUAUAAUGACAUCUUGCAUCAUAAUGCACAAUAUGAUAAUUGAAGAUGAACGUGAUGAGCAAGCGGAUAUACAAAGGUGGAGAGAAGCGCCGGCUAUUGAAGUUGAUAUACGUAGAGAUGAAGCUACUCUAUUUCAAGAAUUUCUUGCUCGACAUAGACAAAUAAAAGAUAGAGAAGCGCAUUAUGCACUUCGUAAUGCAUUGAUUGAGCAUUUGUGGCAACUAUAUGGUAAUUCUGAAAAUUAAAUGUAAUAGU